Messenger RNA from Diversispora eburnea, 203 nucleotides. The record is from the annotation of a GenBank genome assembly. NCBI's taxonomy places the organism in Eukaryota, Fungi, Glomeromycota, Glomeromycetes, Diversisporales, Diversisporaceae.
ACCGACGCAAGAAUGUGUGGCCAUGCAAAGGAAGACGAUGAAGACCCCAAAGAAUAUAUGCUCAUGGAAGUACGUGAUAGAUUAAUAGGAGAAGAAAUAAUUCGUCGUUAUGAUGAAGAAUACGGAAUUGCCUCAUCAUGGCUCGAUACCAAUGAGGAAUGGAAAAAAACGGUUAACAUACUUCAAGAAAAUGGUAUGUUAUG